AUAUUAUUGUUGUGAUUCGUGCGUGUCUGGCGUGUAUUUUUAUAAUGAUCACACAAGAAUGUUCAAUUUCUUCUAAUUUCGCUGAAAAUACAACGGGAAAAUGUGGAGAUUGUGAUUAAGAGUUGAAAAAUUAUUCUCAUUGAAUGAUUUUUUCAUCGAUGUGUUUAUUUUAGUUAUGUGAAAAAAAAAAUGAUGAAGAUGAUGUGAAUAAAAUUUUUUUUCGGAGUUCAACGGGCAUUAGUGUGUUAUAAACGUACAGAGAGAGGAAAAGGAGGGAGGAGAUGUGUCGGUGGAUGAAACUACAAUUUGCUUAAUAGCUAAUAGACUCAAAAUUACUGGUAUGAUUCUAUGAUCCGUUCACGAUGUCCGCGUAUGUGACGAUACUGCCAUAUCUCUUCCUAGGAUUAUUAGGUAUGACUAUAGGACAUGACAUCAAGGGUACUUCAUAUUGUGAAUUUUAUAAUGGCACAGCUUGCCCUGAAUCACAGCCAGGAUGCAUCGAGAGAGAAGAGUGCAGCCCAAGCGAACCAGAUAAACGAAAUCAUUGUUACGUUGUCUGGAAAUAUGAUAGAGAGACAAAAAAGUCGACUGCUGUUCUAAAGGGAUGUUUUUUAGAUAAUAAGGACUGUUAUGACAAACCACAAUGCGUGGAGAAAAGUUCAGACGUAAAGAAGAAAAUGCUUUUCUGUUGCUGCGAUGGUAACAUGUGCAACCAAAAUUUCACUUGGGAUCCACAGCCUACAGAGCCUCCUCCCCCAGUUCAAGAAUAUGAACCAGUGUCGACGUUCGAUGAGCAAGUAAUAAUAUUAAUGAUAGCUGUGUCAAUUCCUUCGCUCUUCGUGGUAGCUGGACUGCCCAUAAUGUACUGGUACUAUCGACGAAGAAAACUCGGAUAUUUCAAUGAAGUCCCAACACUAGAGCCAUUGCCUUUGCCACAGCAAUCGCCAAGUAUGGGUUUGCGACCGAUUCAACUUCUUGAAAUUAAGGCGCGAGGUCGAUUCGGAGCCGUUUGGAAGGCUCAGCUCAAAACUGACGUUGUUGCUGUGAAAGUAUUUCCAGUGCAAGACAAACAGUCCUGGCAAACUGAACAAGAAAUUUUCAAACUCGCUCACAUGGAUCACGAGGAUAUUCUUCAUUUUAUUGGUGUUGAAAAACGAGGCGAUAAUUUGCAAACAGAGUUCUGGCUCAUCACUUCUUAUCACGAUAAGGGCUCUCUCUGCGAUUAUCUAAAGGCGAAUGUCGUCACAUGGCAUGAAAUGUGUAGAAUCGCUGAAUCUAUGGCUCGUGGCUUGAUGCAUCUUCACGAGGAGAUUCCGGCUAAUAAAGCGGACGGAUAUAAGCCCGCAGUUGCUCACAGAGAUUUUAAAUCUAAAAACGUUCUUCUCAAGGCUGAUAUGAGCGCAUGCAUAGCGGAUUUCGGAUUAGCGUUAAUAUUUCAUCCUGGUAAACCGUGUGGAGAUACACAUGGACAGGUUGGCACUCGAAGAUACAUGGCUCCUGAAGUUUUGGAAGGAGCAAUUAAUUUUACUAGAGAUUCAUUUCUCCGGAUAGAUAUGUAUGCGUGUGGCUUGGUUCUUUGGGAAUUAGCCUCUCGUUGUACAGUACAAGAUGGACCAAUUGGAGAAUACAGGUUACCAUUUGAAGAGGAAGUCGGACUUCAUCCCACUCUUGAAGAUAUGCAGGAAAGCGUUGUGCAUAAAAAGGAAAGGCCUUUUAUUUUAGAAACGUGGCGAAAACAUCAGGGUCUAUUAUCAAUUUGUGACACAAUGGAGGAAUGCUGGGAUCACGAUGCCGAGGCGCGUCUUUCUGCCUCAUGUGUGAUGGAAAGAGUGGCAACGCUAAGCAGGUUACUUGUCUUAAACUCAUCAACGUUAAUCAGAGUUGAUAACAACGAUUCUAUCACCACAAAGGAAUCCAGUAUGUAGUUAAUCCCUGUAUAUUGUAGUUUAGUUGAAUUGCACAACCACGCGUUUUGUGUAUUAUAAUUUUCAUAAAAAAAAGAAAACAAAAAUUGAUGGGGAAAGUUGAUAUUUGUCGAUUAACAAAUUUUACAUCUUUCAUGUGAUAAUUGGUUUUGCUAAAAAAAAAUUGAAUUUUUUUAAAGAGGAAAAAGUCUUGAAAUCUAAUCUUAAUGAUUAAUUUUCACCUUAUUUUGAUCACACAUUAUCGAUUGAUUUUUUUUUCUUUUUUUUUUGACUUGUAAACGAAUUUUUUUUUAAUACUCGCGAACAGAUUAUAAGUUUUAUUCUAAGUUGUCUUUAAGUUUGAAUAUUUUAAGAAUUUAACAGUUUUUAGUCUCUUAGCUCUUGCCAAUUGUAAAUUCAUAAACUUUCUAAGGUUUUCUUUAAUUACUUCAAUUUUGUAACAUUUAUCUGAAUACUAAAAUAAGUUUUUAUAAGAAAUUUAAACGAUUUUGUACAUAUUUAUAUUUCAAAUCUAAAAUUUCCCAAAGCAAUCGAUUUUCAAGUUUUUUUUUUAAUUUUCAACUGAUUUAUAAUUGAAUAACAUGAUCUUAAGUGAUUGAAAUUAAUAAUUUAACUAUAAUCAGACGAAAAUGUGUAAAGAAAAAUAAGUGACAUUCCCCAUUGAUUGUUAAACACGUAUCCUUUGGAGAAGGAAUUUUUUUUCUAGAAAAAAAAGAUAAAAAAAAUUCUGUCCAAAGAAAAAAAAGACUAUGCAGUUAUGUUUUAGGAUAAGGAGAAAAUUUUCUCCUUCAUUUUUUUUGUUUAUCGUUUUUUUUGGAAAAUUUGCUGUGUAAUGAAAUCGAAGAACCCUGUUACAAUGUACCUGGUAGAUGCAAUCGCGUUUAGUCGAUUGUAAUGCCACGAGGAAUUUACCAGAUGAAUAAUUCCAAGCAAGAGGAGAAAAAGGAGGGAAAAAAAACUAUACAAUAUUUCUUUUUUUCUUUUACGAUAAUUCUCUUGCUUGCUAAAUAAUUCUCUUGAGAUUCCGCGGCAAAUCAUCUAGAUUUCGCAGAAUUUUUCGUAAACACUGCACAACCAGAGACAAAUGAAAGAUAAAAAUCUAUUUACCUAAAUUAAUAAUAUUAAUAAUACGUACAUACGUUUCAAGUUAAUCAUUACGAGGCCCUAGAUUCGUAAUUAAUAAAAUUUUCAUUUUAUGGAAAUAAAAUAAAGCAAAAAAAAAAAAAAAAGAAAAAAAAAACUCGAUUUAACAGAGCACCUGUGUCUCUCCAAGCCAUGAAUAUUGUAACGCGACUGCCUAACAAAUUUUUACAUGUGAAUAGUUUACGUAAUCUCUAGGACUGUUAAAGCGGCGCAAUUUUUACUUUUUUUAUUUUUAUAAAUAAAAAAAAUAUGGCAUCAACAUCUCUUUUUGUACGACGAGAAAAAUAACUUUUUUCACAUUCAUUCAAUUUUAAAACAUUUUUUUUUCUUUUUGCUAUACUUACCUAUGUCAAAAAGUUUAUAAGAAAACCAAAGACAAUUUUUUAUUUUACAAUUUUAAACAAAAUUGAGAUUGAAAUUUUUUCAAUUUAAGUUUAUUUAAAGACGUUAAAAUUUUAUUUUAUUAAAUUAAAUUUUUUUUUCGAAAAAUACGAUGCCUUGUUUAAUCGAAAGACAAAAACAGUUAUUGCGAAUGUUAAUGACACCCAGUUUCAGCGAUUUUCUAUAAGUUGUCUUCCCGAUGUUUUUUUUUCAAUAAAAAAAAAAGAAAGAAAAAUAA
Molecule: messenger RNA, 3687 nt
Organism: Leptopilina heterotoma
Lineage: Eukaryota; Metazoa; Arthropoda; Insecta; Hymenoptera; Figitidae
Gene: put
Product: activin receptor type-2A
Exons: 9
Coding region: 363-1925 (520 amino acids)
Biological process (GO): protein phosphorylation; cellular response to growth factor stimulus; activin receptor signaling pathway
Cellular component (GO): activin receptor complex; plasma membrane
Molecular function (GO): ATP binding; activin binding; activin receptor activity
Source: RefSeq, a predicted model, not a curated record